GCACAGUGUGUAUAUUUAAGGGACUAUACUGAACUUACAAUAAACAUAAAGUUACCAUUUUUGCCAUUUUCUCUUUGAAAUUAGUGCAGCAGCAGUCAAGAAGAUCAGCAGGCAACGAUCGAGCCAUGGCUUUCCUCUUCCACAAAUUUCAAGAGGGAGUGAAAAUUCUUGCUAAAAGCCCCACUUUUGCUAGAGAAUCGAGGCUUCUUCAGUUCGAAGCUGACAUAAAUCUACUAUUCCUUUACACCAGUUACAACCGUUUAGGAAGGAAUGCCGAAGAAGCUGAUGCAGAGGAGAUUAUUGAUAUGGCUAACAAAGCCUCAUUAGACGAUCAACAGAAGCAAGUUCAUGAGAAUGUGCAUUCUCAGGUUACAAACUUUUGCAGCUAUAUGGAUGACAUAUUACUCCUGGAUCAAAAGGUCAAAGACAAUCAGGCCACAUCACCAGCAACACUACAUUUUUCUCCUCGUAGUAGUGGCCUUGGUCUUGCUGUUGAUGGGAAUUCUCUAGCACAAGACCGCAUUGCCGUACCUGAAACCAAGACACUGCACCGCACAGAAGUUUCACAGAGGUUAAAAGAUCUUAUGGGCUACACUCUCGAGGUCAAACCAUCUCAAAUUCCUCAUGAGGAUGCUGGAAAGGGUUUAUUCUUACAAGGUGAAGCCAAUAUUGGUUCUGUCAUAGCAUUCUAUCCUGGAGUAGUCUACCCUCCAGCAUAUUACCGCUAUAUUCCUGGGUACCCUAGAGUUGAUGCCCAAAAUCCACAUCUGAUCACACGGUAUGAUGGGACUAUGAUCAAUGCUCAGCCCUGGGGUGCUGGUGGUGAAUGUCGUGAAUUAUGGGAUUGGACCAGUUCUCCUGAACCUAAGUGCACUAUGCAAGCUGGUGAAAAAGGUUCUGACCUAGAUGGAACAGACGUUGGAGGCAACCUUGAAGUGUUUGAGAGGAGAAACCCUCUAGCCUUUGCUCAUUUCGCCAACCACCCAGCCAAAGGCAUGGUCCCCAAUGUAAUGGUAUACCCUUAUGAUUUCCCCCUGCUUGAGGAGGACAUGAGACCCUAUAUACCUAAUGUUUCAUUUGGAAACGAUGAAGAAACAGAGACUAGUAAAUUUGGCAGCUUUAGGUUCAUCAAAAUGUGGAAGUCCAACAACAAUGAAUCAAAAGUCCCCGUUCUGAAGACACUUCUUCUUGUGGCUACUAGGGCAAUUUGUGAUGAAGAGGUUAUGUUGAACUACAGACUGAGCAAUUCAGAGCACAUACCGUCAUGGUAUACUCCAGUAGAUGAAGAGGACUAAGGGCAUUGGAGCUAAGAUCAUUAUGAUGAUGGAUGCAUAUACAAGGUGUUGAACAACCAUAUAAGCAAACACAUUUACACGAUCAUCAGUCAUUGCUCAAGGCCAGCGAAGAAUGCCACAUUAAUCUUGGUGAUGAUAUCUGGUUCCCUUUCAGUUCUCAACAGUUAGGAAUUAUGUAACUAGAAAACGUUGUGAUGAGCUCUAGAAAUGUUUGAAGUUUGCUCAGACCUUGAGUAACUGAAUAAGGCAGGAAAGGAAUACAUCUAUAAUUGAAAGGACGAACUCAAGACUCUGUUUAAAUCAAAAUCCUGUUUUUUUUGUGCUUUGUUA
Solanum lycopersicum (tomato) is the source of this 1625-nucleotide messenger RNA. RefSeq lists its product as uncharacterized. Lineage: Eukaryota; Viridiplantae; Streptophyta; Magnoliopsida; Solanales; Solanaceae. The record is from RefSeq and is a predicted model, not a curated record.